UCUCUCUCUCUGUGUAUAUAUGGGUGAGUGUGGGCGAGCGGGCGUAGUUAUGGCUCUGUCUCAGUCGUGUGUGAACAGCAUGGCUCUGUUCUGCUGUCUGAUCCGCAGGACGUUCAAACGCAGACGCAAGAAACGCUCCGAGCGCAAAGGUCAUGCUGGUUUGAGGCUCAGAGGUCAGCAGAGGUUUUUUGGUUUGAGUGUUGAUGAAGAAGACAGAAUGAAGAGUAUGAGUUCUUUCACCACUGAUGUUAAAGAGAACCGCAAUGUGGACAACCUGUCAUCCAAGGAGGGGCUUGGGGAGGGGCUCCAGCUGGCCAAUGGAAGCAUCCCAGGCUCUGGCCGUAAGCGGCCACUGGAGGAGGGCAACAACGGUCAUGCCCACUCCAAGUUCCGGCCUAAGAAGCGCAAGAAAACACCGGGGCCUGUGUUGCCCAAAAAUGCCCUGAUGCAGCUGAAUGAGAUCAAACCGGGUCUACAAUACAAGUUGUUGUCCCAGACGGGACCAGUCCAUGCACCUGUAUUUGCUAUGACUGUGGAAGUCAACGGUCAACUCUUUGAGGGCACAGGGCCAACCAAGAAGAAGGCCAAACUGAAUGCUGCUGAAAAGGCACUACGCUCUUUUGUCCAGUUCCCCAAUGCUUCCGAGGCACACCUAGCCAUGGGGCGCACACUGACCAUCAACACAGAUUUCACUUCAGACCAGGACGACUUCCCUGACACUCUCUUUAAUGGCUUCGAGACACCCAUCCCACCUGAAGAUCCAUUCUGCUUGAAUUCCAGCUCUAACAAGCCUUUAUCCUCCCUGGAUGAGUGCCGGCUGCCCAUCUCGCUGUCCCACACCACCCUGCUCCCUCUGACCCCUGUCCUCACGGCGCCUCCUGUUGGCCACGGAAAGAAUGCGGUGAUGAUCCUCAACGAGCUGCGGCCAGGUCUCAAGUAUGAGUUCGUGGCUGAGAGCGGUGAGAGCCAUGCCAAAAACUUUGUGAUGGCCGUUACCGUGGACACCCGUGUUUUCCAGGGAUCAGGGCGGAACAAAAAACUGGCAAAGGCCCGGGCAGCCCAGGCAGCUCUGUCCGGCCUUUUCAACAUGCAGCUGGACCAGACACCCUCCAGGCAGCCCAUUCCCAGAGAUGGCCUGCAGCUUCACCUGCCACAGGUCCUCGCAGAUGCCGUGUCCCGGCUGGUGGUGGAAAAGUUCAGCGAGCUGACGGAUAACUUCACAUCGCCUCACGCACGGCGGAAAGUGCUUGCGGGCGUCGUCAUGACAACAGGGACGGACGUAAAGGAUGCUCAGGUCAUCUGCAUUUCCACGGGAACCAAGUGCAUAAAUGGAGAGUACAUGAGUGAUCGGGGACUGGCACUGAACGACUGUCACGCAGAAAUCAUCGCACGCCGUUCACUCAUCAGAUACCUGUACAGCCAACUGGAGUACUUCCUCAGUAGCAAUCCUGAGGAUCACGCCAGGUCAAUAUUCCGUCUCUGUGAGCCGUGUGGUUACCAGCUGAAGGAGGGUGUUCAGUUCCACCUGUACAUCAGCACCUCACCCUGCGGAGACGCUCGCAUCUUCUCUCCACACGAGGCCGCCGUAGAUGAUCAGGGUGACAGGCACCCGAACAGAAAGGCUCGAGGGCAGCUGAGGACCAAGAUUGAGUCGGGAGAGGGGACCAUCCCAGUGCGCACCAGCAACACCAUCCAGACCUGGGACGGAGUUCUGCAAGGAGAGAGACUACUGACCAUGUCCUGCAGUGACAAGAUCGCCAGGUGGAAUGUAGUAGGGGUGCAGGGCUCCCUCAUGAGUUAUUUUUCAGGACCCAUCUAUUUCUCCAGUAUAAUUCUGGGGAGUUUGUAUCAUGCGGACCACCUUUCUCGCGCCAUGUACCAGCGCAUUGCAGACAUAGAGGAGUUACCCCAGUCUUUCACUCUCAACAGACCACUGCUCAGCGGUAUCAGUAAUGCGGAAGCGAGGCAGCCUGGUAAAGCUCCUAACUUCAGUGUGAACUGGACGGUGGGAGAUCAGGGGUUAGAGGUCGUGAAUGCCACCACGGGGAAGGAUGACCUGGGACGACCCUCUCACCUCUGUAAACAUGCGCUGUACAGCCGCUGGGUCCGCCUACACGCUAAGCUCUCCCAGACUCUGAGGAUCAGCGUGGAGCGGCCAGCUACGUACCAUGAGGCCAAGCAGGGGGCGGCAGAGUACCACACCGCCAAACAGACUCUGAUUAAAGCCUUCCAGAAAGCAGGCCUGGGCGCCUGGGUCAAAAAACCCAUCGAACAGGAUCAGUUCUCCCUCAACCAGUGAGGGAGAGGUGGAGAAAAACAGAGAAAAGGGAAAAGGGAAAGAGCAUGAGGGGACUGUUUUAAUUAUUUAAAGUACUUUUAUGACUUUUGUGUUCGUGUAUGCUACUGUUUUUUAUUACGACGCUUCCAUUUGGUGGUUUUCUACUGUACGUUCCUCCCAGCACUCGUCAUAUCAUAGCUAUGUUAUCUGAACAUUGUCUGUGUUAUAUUUCAUGCUGAUGUCAUUGAGAUGUUUUUUUUUUCUCAGCGGUUCCAAGUUUUCCGUUCGCGCGAAUAUCCGAAAACAAGGAAUUAGCAUGUUGCUAACUGGAUUUUUUUUAUUCUUGUUGCAAGAUUUUUUUGAAUUGCUUGACUAACUUAACCAGAUGCUGAUUAUUAAGUGAUACUUUUUUGAUCCCACAACAGGGAAAUUCCACCUCCAUAUUUAACCCAUCCGUGAAGUGAAACACCACAUACACACUAGUGAACACACACACUAGGGGGCAGUGAGCACACUU
Messenger RNA from Pygocentrus nattereri (red-bellied piranha), 2795 nucleotides. RefSeq names its product adenosine deaminase RNA specific B1a (gene adarb1a). Gene Ontology annotation, biological process: RNA processing; adenosine to inosine editing. Bases 20 to 2299 code for a protein of 759 amino acids. Gene Ontology annotation, molecular function: double-stranded RNA binding; double-stranded RNA adenosine deaminase activity; tRNA-specific adenosine deaminase activity. NCBI's taxonomy places the organism in Eukaryota, Metazoa, Chordata, Actinopteri, Characiformes, Serrasalmidae. The transcript is spliced from 10 exons. The record is from RefSeq and is a predicted model, not a curated record. Gene Ontology annotation, cellular component: cytoplasm; nucleolus.